CGGGGGCUCGGGGGCUCGGGGGCUGGCGAGCGGCGGGGCGGGGGCCAUGGACUGGCUGCACGACCUGGGCGUCCGCGCCGCCCGCUACCUGCAGGAGACCUUCCCGGGGGCCGAGGGCUGGUUCCUGCUGGUGUCCGCCCUGGCCGAUCUGCGCAACGUCUUCUUCGUGCUCUUCCCCGCCUGGUUCUACCUGCGCCGGCCCGUGGCCGUGCGCCUCGUCUGGGUGGCCGUCGUCGGGGACUGGCUUAACUUGGUCUUCAAGUGGAUUCUCUUUGGGCAACGGCCCUAUUGGUGGGUGCAAGACAGCGGUUACUACAACAACGCGACCAUCCCGCAAAUCCGCCAGUUCCCAGUCACCUGCGAGACUGGCCCAGGUAGCCCCUCGGGCCACGCCAUGGGCGCAGCCGGUGUGUACUACGUGAUGGUGACGGCGCUGCUGACCAUCGCCCGGGGCAAAAAGAAGCCAAAGUUAGGCUACCGCUGCCUACAGGUGCUGCUCUGGUCCGCCUUCUGGGGUCUUCAGGUGAACGUCUGCCUGUCCCGCAUCUAUCUGGCUGCACACUUCCCACACCAGGUCGUGGCCGGCGUCUUCGCAGGCAUUGCCGUGGCCGAGGCUUCCCGCCACACCCCGGGCAUCUUCACGGCCAGCCUGCAGCGCUACCUGGCAGUGACCCUGCUGCUGUUCAGCGUGGCCAUUGGCCUCUACCUGGCACUGCGGGUCCUGGGGGUGGACCUGCUCUGGACCCUGGAGAAGGCCCAGCGCUGGUGCCAGCGGCCCGAGUGGGUGCACAUCGACACGACGCCUUUCGCCAGCCUCCUCAAGAACUUGGGCUCCCUGCUGGGGCUGGGGCUGGCCCUGCACUGGCCCCUGCCCCGCAUGCCCGUCUGGCCCCUGCCCAUCCGCCUGGCCUGUGUGGCCAUCUCGCUGGCCCUCUUGCACCUCUUCGACCUCUUGCGACCCCCGAGCAAGCCUGAACUGCUCUUCUACGCGCUGUCCUUCUGUAAGAGCGCGGCCGUGCUGCUGACCACCGCCGUCUGGGUCCCCUACGGGGUCCACCGCCUCCUGGACUGGCACAAGAGGAAGGCGCCGUAGGGGCCCGGAUGGGCUGAGGGGGCCCUAGCCCGCACAGGCUGCUGGGUUUGGGGGGGUCGUUGGAGGGUAGUUGAGCCCUCAGCCCAGCCAGGCCAGGGUGUGCAGCAGUUUGGCCCAGUGCACCGGGGAUGUCCCGAGUUGGUCAGGGAGGCGGACCGGUCCCUGUCCAUCUGCCCACCCCACUGCCCUCCCACCCCAUCACAGCCCAGCCUGGCCAGGCCUCUUUCCCUCUGUUGUCUGCCCUUAUUUCUGGGGUUAUGCCCCGCUGACCUUUGAUUUGUGGCUAGGAGGACCUAAGACCCAACCCCGCUCCCCCUCCCUCCAGUUCUCUUCAGAAGCAGCUGGACAAUUGAGCCAGGGUGACCAGGAAUGUCUUGCUUUGGCCCCCAGGCUCUGCCAGACACUUUGUAGGCUGGGGCCGCGUUAGGGCUGGACCAGGCUGCUCUAAAUAAGGCAAAUGUGUUUGUGCAUGUGUGCGUGUGUGCUUAUGUAUAUGUGCCUGUGUCUGUAUACGUGUAUCCCUGGGGAUGGGGGUAUUAUCUGUAGGUAUGACCUCUGUGUGUAUCCUGUGUACUUUGUUAAAAUGUUAAAUUCUUUUCUGUACAAUCA
Ornithorhynchus anatinus (platypus) is the source of this 1702-nucleotide messenger RNA. It is a transcript of the gene G6PC1, whose product is annotated as glucose-6-phosphatase catalytic subunit 1. The transcript has 5 exons. Gene Ontology annotation, cellular component: membrane. The record is from RefSeq and is a predicted model, not a curated record. NCBI's taxonomy places the organism in Eukaryota, Metazoa, Chordata, Mammalia, Monotremata, Ornithorhynchidae. Bases 47 to 1093 code for a protein of 348 amino acids. Gene Ontology annotation, biological process: gluconeogenesis; glucose 6-phosphate metabolic process. Gene Ontology annotation, molecular function: glucose-6-phosphatase activity.